Messenger RNA from Adineta steineri, 549 nucleotides. NCBI's taxonomy places the organism in Eukaryota, Metazoa, Rotifera, Eurotatoria, Adinetida, Adinetidae. The record is from the annotation of a GenBank genome assembly.
AUGGGUUCAGCUGCACAUAAACAAAAACAUGCAGGAGGUCAACCACAAGUUGCUGGACAACAACCUCCUCCACAACAAAUGCCCAUGCAACAGGGAAAUGUUCAGCCUGCACCAGUCCAACAGCCAAUGCAGCAAGGACAAAAUUUUGCUCCUCAACAGCAACCGGGUAUGGCUCCAGUGCCCCAACAACAACCAGUUAUGGUUCCAGUUCCUCAACAGCAACCAGUUAUGGCUCCAAUGCCACAGCAACAACAACCGGUUAUGGCUCCAAUGCCCCAACAGCAACCAGUAAUGGCUCCAAUGCAACAACAACAACCAGUGAUGGCUCCAAUGCCACAACAACAACAGCCAGUUAUGGUUCCAAUGCAACAACAACAACAACAACAGCCAGUUAUGGCUCCAAUGCCCCAACAACAACAACCAGUUAUGGCUCCAAUGCCACAACAACAACAACCAUUUAUGGAUCCUCAGCAACCUAUGAUGAUGUCUAACGCACCUCAACAACCACCUCAGAUGUUCUCACAGCCAGCUCAAGGUGGUUAUAUGUAA